GACGGCGGUGGUAUCAGAGGCAUCUCAGAGCUAGUAAUCCUGGAGGAAAUCAUGCAUCGUGUAGGUCGGUCUCAGAAUCUGCCAACACUUCUGCCAGCAGACUACUUUGACGUAAUUUGCGGUACAAGUACUGGUGGGCUUAUUGCUCUACUUCUCGGUCGCCUCCGUUUAUCCGUUCCCGAAGCUAUCGACAAGUACCGACUCUUGGCCAAACAAGUCUUCUCGGACAAGAAAUCUCGAGGAAAGGAUGGGUGCUUUAAAGCCUCGAGUUUAGAAAAGGCUAUCAAAGACGCUGUCGAAGAAAAGUUGGGCAAAGGUCAUGCAGAUGACAGGAUGUUUGUAUCCAAUAGAUCGACAUGCAAGACAUUCGUUUGCGCAGUCCCAGCGAAGCACAUCAACAAGCAACCGAGAUUGUUCCGGACAUGGUCGGCAGAUAAAAAUCCGGGUUAUAACUGUACUAUCUGGGAAGCCGCACGCGCGACAUCAGCCGCUCCUAGAUUCUUCAAGCGUAUUUACAUUGGAGAUCCAGGUCUACAAGAGGAGUUCAUCGAUGCAGGAAUGGGAUGCAACAAUCCUGCGCGGUAUCUUGUCGAAGAAGCGGGAAAAGAAUUUGGUCCCGAGAGAACGGUUAGUUGUAUUGUCAGUAUUGGGACAGGAAAGCCAAAGGUUGCUGGGUUUAAAGCCCCGGGCCUCUUUCAAAGAGUACUACCGUCGGAGCUCAUCAAGGUUUUAGCGGAUAUGGCUACCGACACCGAGGUUGAAGCGUCGGCAAUGGAAGCUCGAUUCCAAAACUGCCCUGGCCUCUACUACCGGCUGAAUGUAGAGAGAGGACUUGAGGAGGUCUCUCUCGAGGAAUGGGAAAAGCUUGGAGAUGUCAAACAACACACCAUGGCAUAUUUGAAUGACAACGCAGUCAGCAAAAGGUUAGAUGUGAUUGUAGAUGCAUUAGUAGGGAAGUCCCAGCAGGUGUACCCUCUAGGCCAGUUAGGUAUAUAG
Mollisia scopiformis is the source of this 996-nucleotide messenger RNA. RefSeq names its product FabD/lysophospholipase-like protein. The record is from RefSeq and is a predicted model, not a curated record. Gene Ontology annotation, biological process: arachidonate metabolic process. The annotation marks the transcript as partial. The transcript has 3 exons. Gene Ontology annotation, cellular component: membrane. NCBI's taxonomy places the organism in Eukaryota, Fungi, Ascomycota, Leotiomycetes, Helotiales, Mollisiaceae.